UGUACCCGAGAGAGAUCGCGAACGAAAACAAGAAGGGGAAGACGAGAUCGAGAAAAAUUUCCCCCAAAACUUGAGAAAAAUUCCCCCCAAAAAAUUGCAACCGCGGCCGAACCUCUCACGGAAAUGGGCGGCACAGAGGUCCUGGAGGGCGAGAUGGGCGCCGCCGAGUAGGAUGCGGCCUCGUGCAAGAUGUCUCGCGUAGGGGGAGGGGCCAGGAACAAGCCCAGGACGCUGCAGGACGUGUGUGCGGACUGCGGGGCGGCAGAGCCAGGCUGGGCAUCAAUCAACCGUGGGAUUCUCAUAUGUGACGAGUGUUGCAGCGUCCACAGGUCAUUAGGCAGGCACAUCUCUCAGGUCAAGUCGCUUAAGAAAGGAACAUGGAAUCCUGUACAACAUGCACUGGUGCACACACUGUACAGCAGUGGUGCAAACAAUAUCUGGGAACAUACGCUCCUGGACCCCAGCGUCGCCAAAACUGGCAGACGCAAACCACACCCCAAGGAUCCAGUCCACCCGACCAAAGCUGACUUUAUAAGAGCCAAGCACCAGAUGUUGUCCUUCGUUUACCGGCCGUCAAGAGAAGACGUGAGUGAAGAUGGGGAUGUCAGCCGACAGCUUCAUUCCAGUGUGCGAACCUCCAACCUCGAAACCUCAUUACGGCUCCUGUCCCAAGGAGCUGACCCAAAUUAUUAUCAUAAGGAAAAAAAUUGCUGUCCCCUACACGUAGCUGCUCGAGCGGGGCAGGCGUCUCAGGUGGAGCUGCUGAUGGUGUACGGGGCGGACCCAGGGGCAUUUGACGGCCAGGGAAACACACCUGCUCACUAUGCAAGCGAGGCCAAUCAUUUAGACUUAGCAGACCACCUAGUAGAGAGUCAGUAUGAGCUGACGGACAGGUUGGCCUUCUACCUCUGUGGGCGGAAACCUGACCACACCCUUGGGCAGCACUGGAUCAUCCCUGAGAUGGCCGACUCCUUGGACAUGUCAGAUCUGGCCAAGGAAGCGAGAGUUAAGCUUCAGCAUUUGCCUAACCAUCUGUUUGAGGAACUGGCGUGCGAUGUGUAUGACGAGGUUGACCGACGAGAAACAGACUCUAUAUGGCUGUCUUUACAAAAUCAAAGUGCUCUGGUCAGUGAUCGCUGCACUGUACCGUUCCUCCCAGUCAACCCAGAGUUCUCCUCCACCAGAAAUCAAGGACGUCAAAAGCUAGCAAGAUUUAAUGCAAGAGAAUUUGCCACGCUUAUAAUAGAUGUCCUCUCAGAUGCCAAGAGGCGACAGACAGGAAUAUCUUCUCCAAGUGGAACUCCAAAAGAUAAAGACUUCGGUGACGUGACACUGCCUAACUCUCCUAAAGUAAACCUGCACAACAACAAUGCCCUGAGCUUAAACCAGAGAUUAAUCAAUCCCGCCACAUCUGGCAGCACCACGGCUAACCCCACCCCAGUGCUGCCACUCACAAACAAAGACUCCCAACACGUACGACAGACACCCAACUCACUAGGCUCCUUAUCGGCUAGCACAAGCAUUCUGAUUGUCACUUCCACUGGGAUCACAGACACUUCCUCAGGCCCCUCCUCCCUCCCCACCUCUGCUCUCACCACCACAAGCAACAACAACAAAGGUGAAAUGACAGAUGACGGGGAACCCCUAUACGACUCUGUGGCUUCGGAAGAUGACUACUCCUACGUGGAACAAAUGCAGAAGUUACGACACCAAACGGAAAUUUUAGCGGACCAGAAAAGGCAGCAUCAGCUGGAGGAAGUGUAUGCCGAGCCGAACAGUGACUUGUUAGCAGGGAUGGAUUCUACAGUGAGUCUGGAGGAAUACCUGGAGAUGAAGGAGAAACUGGAGAGCAGCGAGGCCCGAAUCCAGGAGCUGCAGGACAACAACGCGCACAUGCAGUCGCAGCUGGACGAGCUCAGCUCCACCGUGCGUAAACUGAUCCGUGAGCGAUUGUAUCUCCAGUCUACAUCGCCUCAGCGCAAAGUUAAAAGUUUGCGGGAAGAGAACAUGAGUCUGCGGUCGCUGUACGGGAGCGGGAGCAUGUGCGGGCCCAUGCACCCCUCGUCCUCCCACGUGCCCACGCCCCCUCCCCCUCUCCUCCCCCUCUCCACCACCAUGACCCAGAGUCUGCACAACGGAGAUGUUGACCCACAGGUGAGUUUGCGAACCAACAGAGGUCCAGCCCAGAGACCCUUCAGCAUGUUUGAGCAACGUCAGGGUCUCCCCAGUUCUGUUGGGACCUCCCAUCACAUGGACCAAACAAGGACUACAUCGUAUCAGCUGAAUACUAUGCGUGGAUCUGGGGAAUAUGACAACACUCGCACUGGAAGUCCUAGUCUGGAACCCACGGAAACCACACCCCUGAAUCCUAGCUACACGUCCUUGCCAACUCAGGAGGAAGUUGUAAGAAAGACAGAAGUGAUCACAAAGAGGAUACAAGAGUUGCUCAUCUCAGCCCAGGAGGGUCGGCAGGACUCCUUUGUUCCCUGUGCCGACCAAAUCCAUUCAGCCGUUCUUGACAUGGAUUCAAUCUUCCCAAAGACUCGGUGCUCUACUGGGGUGCAGGGAGCACUGCGCCAGCUGGUGAGCAGUGCUGGCCGGCUGCAGAAUGAAUGUCGCGGCCACCUCUCCUCACACUCGCACACUCUUGACCCAAAGUUUGUGACACAGCAGGUAAUCCAGUGUGCAUAUGACAUUGCCAAAGCUGCAAAGCUUUUAGUGACACACUUCCAGUGAAUAUUACGUGCUCACGACCGGUAGUUCAACGCAGAUGAGGAUUUCCCACAGUGGGAGUGCCAGAUUCAUUCUGGUCCGAAGAACGUCACGAUGACAUGGGUCCCGUUCCUUUACCUGCUCCUGUACAUUGGCCUGAGGGUCAUAAUUCUGAACAUAAAACUGUUAUAGUUUAUAUAGGCAAAAACCAAAGGUUUUUAUGUUUAUUAUUUUCAUGAUUAUAUAUCUUUCCCUGCAGCUUUGUGACUGUUUUGGGAACUGUAAAAGCUGAUAGGGUCAUGUACCUAUUAGAUAUGUAGUCUCUGUCUAUUCUGAUGUUCCUGUAGUAAUACAGCACAGUUUAUUUCUCAAGUUAUAAAUACAUUCUCUAUGCAGAAUGUUGUAUAUGUAUCCCAGUAUGCAGAAUGGAAAUAGUUUUGUCCAUAAAGUUCUGUGUGGCCAACCCAGACAAGAACUUACAAAAUAACGAGGAGAGUGUUUGCAUUUAUUAAUCUUUUUACGGAUGGUGACUAGAAGCAUUAAUGAUUAUUUUGGCAUGUGAUUUGUUAGAAAUACAUGAUGAGUCCCCAGAACUUAUUUGGCGGAUUAGUGUAAGAAUAACAGAUGGAUUUGAUUCCAUAAAUUGUUAAGUAUAUGCAUAUUUGAGUUAAUGGUAUUAUUGAUUUCUUUUUGUUCUAUAAUAACAAUGUGAUUGUAUAAUGUGAUCGUUAACAAGAACAAGAACAAAAGCAGAAUUUAUGUAUUGCAUAUAUUAUUGUAAGAUAAAAUGAUGGAUGUUAAGGAAUACAUUGGUGCUCAUAGAAAGCAGUCAUUGAUGAUUGAGGUGAUAUAUUUAUUUUUUUGCAACCGGGGUAUGCUGGUAAGCUACAAUGAGGCCUGUGGUGGUGCCUUUAAGAAGAGAAUGGACUUAUACAGCUUCGGACUGUGUGAACAAGGGGAGCUCUUCGGAAAACUCUUGUUAGGCUUCGAUUUUAUAAAUCUGUCACUGGGAUUUGAUUGGGAAUGGAUUGUAAUUGGUGCUCUUGGGAUCCCUUGUCAAAAAGCAUAAAUAAAAAGUAUAUCAUUAUAGAAGCUUAGCUGAUUAUGCUAUACAUGUGAUAUGUUAUGAUGCAACACUCAUGCAAAAUGGGGCUAGACUGAAGUGAAUAUAAGAGCAAUAUAUGUUUUGCAAUUUUUUGCUCAAGUAAGCAUUUAUGGAUUGUUCGGCAGUAAUACUCACAGAGGAAGUCCUACUUCAAGCAAAGGAAGUCAAAGGAGUAAUAGCAUAGUAUUGGCUUUUGUAAGCAGUACUUGUAAGAGAUAGCUUAUGUGUUUUACUUUGGAAAAGGAAGUUUUGAGAGACAAGUUCUAAAUUCUCGGCAUGAAUUACAUUAGACAAAUUGUUUGUAUACUUAGCAUUCAUUUCAUCUAUUUUCUUUUCUGUAUUAACCCCAGUGGGCAAGAAAGUCCAUGAAAAGCAGAGUUUAAAGUACUUUAGGGGAUGAUUUGUAUGUAUAUAUGCAUUUUGGAAGCACUUAGUGGCAUCCGAAUUACAAGAUGGUAUUGGCAUGUAAUAUGACCAAAAUUUUACGUGUUAUUGUGCCUUUAAGGUUACGCCUUUCUGGAGCUAUCUCAAUACAGUGUGCUAGGUGCUUUACAAAGUAAUGUCUUAGAGGAGUAUCAUAGAAAUGCUUGCCUAAAUUAAAAGAUAUUUUAUAACUGUUGCCUGUGUGCGUGCUGCCAAGUCACUGUUGUCUGAGCCUGAGUGUGUUUUAGCGGGAUUGCUGACGGCAUGACAUGAAAAGCUGUUCUGAAUCUUCCAGAUGCAUACUUAGCUCUGCUUUUUAUACAAAAAGACAAUCUUUUUUGAAAUCUGAGAAUAUUUUUUCAUUAUAAGGGUUCCCUGGUAAUAAACAGUUGAUUAUUAAAUAUGUUACUCCUCAAAAACAAGGGGGAUACUUAAAUUAAAGACCAGAAUUCAGGAAAGUAAUUCCAGUUUUUAGGACAUUAAGCUGACUGACAUGCAGUUGGUUUGAUCCUGUAUUUCAGACUCAGGUUGAGAGUACUCUAGGCUACUUUGUGUUCCCCUCAGCUUCCAUUUUGGUUAACAGUAUGUGACAAAAAAUUGUAACUGUUAUGAAACCUCUUCCCCUCGAGUGUUUUGUUGUAACCGGUUAGUCCCACUAACUUAAAAAAAAAAAGAGAUUAAAAAAAAAAAGAAGAGAAACUAUUAGUACUUUGUGGUAUAAAUCCUUUUGCCCCGUGUCCAGGAGCUUAGUUAUUUCCCUGUGUCUUCCAAAUAGAGGAUUCAUGUUGUUGCAGUGAAUACAGGUUCUAUGAUGUUAAGCUUGAGUUAUAGAUCAGAUGCUAAGGCUGAUUUUUUAAAUUGUUGUUUAAUUAUUAUUAUUUUUGUUGUUGUUGUUAUUCUUAUUGUGUCUUUGAUGUAAUUUGUAGAGAAUCUUGGUAGUUUUGUAUGAUAUGACAGGAGAAAAGAGAGGAAAAAAUAGUCAGGAUUAGUUUGUCUUCAUUAGAAAAGAAAAAAAAAAUUAAAUGCAUAUACUAUAUUUUUGUGGCUUUGCAUUUGUAGCUUUCAAGAUUUAGAUCAUUUCAGCAAAGGCCGAAGUAAAAGUGAUGCACUUGAUUUUUAGGAUAAAAUUUGUUUUUCUUUUUGCUUGAGAGGACUAAUAAAACCUUGUAUAGAUUCUUCCCUAGGCCCUUUAUAUAGGCAGUUUAUAAUUCUUAUGAAAUAUAUUUAAAAGUGAUUCCACAUGCACAGAGGCAAAGCAAACUACCCCCCUAUAUGUUGUACAGAAUUAUUGCAGUGUUUACCUUGUAUCCAGCUCAUGGUUCAGAUAUCUAUUGCAUUUAUUAGGUCAUAUGUUAAUAACUUGGCAAGUAGGUGAAUUUAUCUUUACAGUGUCAUUAUAAAUAAUAGUUACAUUUUUUGAUAGGUUGCUGAUGUUAUAAGGAAAGAGAGAGAGAAUAGAGGGUGAUUAAUAUUAUUCUAGGAGUUGCUAUUUAUAGCAGCAGCUGCUUGUGUUUUCUCUUUGGCUUAAAAGAGGCAAUAUUAUCUUGUUGCUUCCGUACAGACGACAUAUCAGCAAAGGCAGCAGUCACAGAUAGUUCAUUCAUAGCAGUUGUGCAGUUAUCAUGGGAACAAAUCUUUUACUUAGUCAGUAUCCUGAAGUCCCAAGCACUAAAGCAAGAAUGGAUCAUUUAAUGAGAAUUUUAUACUCAUGUGCCAUGUGGCUUCUUCAUUCAUGGUUAUAAAAGUUUUUUUUUUUUUUCCUUCUUUCUUUUAUAAAAAGCACAUUCUUUUCUGUCAUAUCAGAAUACAUCAUUAUAUGAAUAAAGUUGCCAUGCUGCUCUUCCAUCCAAGAUUGCUGUGGUCAAGAUAAUCAUUUCAAAGUCAGUCUUAUAAUCAGCUACUUUUCCCGUAGCAUUUCAGAAGCUGACGUUGAUCUAAUACGUAUAUUUCAAUGAAGUAACCAUUAGAUAUUUUUGAAUUAAAACUGUUAAUUAGUUGACCUUCCUGUUGUUGCUGUUUUGCAGCGAUAGCAUGGAGGAAGUGAAGGAAGUAAGAUUUUGUGUACUUGAAUAGAAAUAUUAAUACUAUGGCAUCUAACAUUCCUAUGUUUGGUCGAUAAUGGAAGCAGUAAUACUGUGGUGUUCAUUAAAAGUUCAUAAAUCCUUAUUUAUAUGCUUAUUUAUAUAGUUGAAUUUGAAAGUAUUAUAUUUGCUGCUGCUGUAAACAAAAGAUAAACAUUGUGCAUAUUUAGUAGCAAUGAAACAAUUCAACCACGGCAGAAAAAAAGCUGACAAAAGGUUCUUCCAGAAGGUUCAAAAUGCUCUUUCUCAUACAAGUUGUUCGGAUUCCAGGCUGUUCCACAAAUCUGUAUUUUUUUUAUUUUGUUUUAAUUUUUUUUUUCUUUUCCUUUUUUUCUUUUCUUUUUUUUUUUACAAUAGGAGAGUGAAGGAUCAUUGUUCCAAAUGUGUGUCGUUGUGAACUGCUGUAAUUCCACAAUAAUUGAGUAAUUAUUAAUCUCUUGCCAAUAUGUAAUUUUAUCUAUUUUUGUGAAUUAACUUUCAUCUGUACAUAUUCCUCUUUCCCUUCAUCGUUAAUUAACAAGAAAAUUUUGAAC
This is a messenger RNA of Penaeus indicus, 6854 nucleotides long. RefSeq names its product ARF GTPase-activating protein GIT2-like. Gene Ontology annotation, biological process: regulation of ARF protein signal transduction; brain development; regulation of G protein-coupled receptor signaling pathway. NCBI's taxonomy places the organism in Eukaryota, Metazoa, Arthropoda, Malacostraca, Decapoda, Penaeidae. The transcript is spliced from 16 exons. The record is from RefSeq and is a predicted model, not a curated record. The coding region runs from base 190 to 2736 and encodes 848 amino acids. Gene Ontology annotation, cellular component: synapse. Gene Ontology annotation, molecular function: small GTPase binding; GTPase activator activity.